Messenger RNA from Kockovaella imperatae, 1260 nucleotides. RefSeq lists its product as hypothetical. Lineage: Eukaryota; Fungi; Basidiomycota; Tremellomycetes; Tremellales; Cuniculitremaceae. The record is from RefSeq and is a predicted model, not a curated record. Bases 38 to 1255 code for a protein of 405 amino acids. The transcript has 5 exons.
ACACCGAUAUUCCUCUGUUGUUCGUACAUCAUCUGUCAUGCCGCUCUCCAGUGCUGGACCCGUAAGCGAAGCUUUCUACUCCAUCGCAACACAGGCCCUAUGCGUUGCAGCAGUUGUGAAAGGAUGCCGCUACAGUCUCCGGGUGAGUCCUUCAUACGCACUCUCGCUAACUCCUCAGCGAUGGAUCGUUGUCGAGACUUUGCGCCCAUCCCCUGUUCAACCGGAUACCUUCACCACGACGGUGAAGAACAAGUGCUUGUUUAUCUCUGUCCUGGCAGUAGCGUUCCUCGUCCCACUCGCCAUCUGGUUUGGACUCAUGUUUGGACUGAGGCAAAUUAAAUCGGAACUGUGGCUCAACAUUGCCUUUGGAGCUAUCUUGUGGAUCGCCAGCACCGCGGCAAAUUACCAUGGGUCCAUCGUGCUGUUCACCCCCGCUAGGACCGCGCAACUCGCCUACAGUGAAUUGAUACCUGGUGUAUACGAACUCCGUGAGAAGACACAAGGAUCGUCACUAGUUCGACUUGCCGGCGCCGCCGCCUUGUCGGCGGCUUGUAUCUAUCUCAGCUCGAAAGGUGUCCGUAUACUGCAGCCAGUGCUCACUACUUCGGUCGUCCUCACAUUGGCUGGGCUAAACAGCGCAAAUCAUCGGAUCAGUGUUCGGGGCGCCAACAUGUUCAUGGCCUUAUAUAUGUUUGGCGUUCCCAUUCUAGCUGUCACGAUGUGGGGGGCGCACGAGAUCCUGGCUCGGAUCUUCCAUUGGAAGGAAGAGACGCCCAGGCCCGAUGGCUCGCCUGACUUGUACGACUGGAUGCUUCGGCUAUUUUUGGCCUUUGUCAUAGCCAUGCCAUCUGCGCUGGCGUCGGUUUUUAUCGGCAUGGCCUUACGAUUCGAGUAUUCUAGCUCCGGCACGGGUCUACAUCGCAGCCAACCAGGCGAGGAAGUACUGAUUCCCGCCGAUCCGCCCUACUUUUCUCGACCCAUGUUCAACGCCUCUGUGCUCGUGCUCGGGAUAGUCGUCCUCAUGGGCGAGGUCGGCGUGUGUCUUGUUGACCCUACUCAUCUGCAAGAUGUUCUGUGGUUGAUACCGGCAGUACCCAUAACAGUCAUUGUCCAGCUAUUACUUGCUCGACGGUGGGGCGUAUGGAGAGACUGGUGGACGUAUGCGGAGAUCUGGGUGCCUCGCAAGGAGGAUCUCCUGAAAAGGGCCUACAAUAUCGCGGCCGAGGAAGAGGACGGCGGUCACUACCAUUCCUAACACGU